Messenger RNA from Nematolebias whitei (Rio pearlfish), 2340 nucleotides. RefSeq names its product glycine amidinotransferase (L-arginine:glycine amidinotransferase) (gene gatm). The coding region runs from base 72 to 1340 and encodes 422 amino acids. The record is from RefSeq and is a predicted model, not a curated record. Gene Ontology annotation, molecular function: amidinotransferase activity. The transcript is spliced from 9 exons. Gene Ontology annotation, cellular component: mitochondrion. Lineage: Eukaryota; Metazoa; Chordata; Actinopteri; Cyprinodontiformes; Rivulidae.
UAGAGUUCAGAUCCGACCCCGGAGCCUGCGCCGCACGUGUGUCCGAGUUCCGCUCACUAUUCCUGGGGAAAAUGCUGCGCGUCAGGUGCCUGAGAGGAGGUAGCAGGGGGGCCGAGGCCGCCCAUCUGAUCGGAGCCAUGGUUGGCCGCUCAGUCGCCGGCUGGAUGCAGAGGGCCUUCCAGAGCUCUUCGAGUGCAGCAGCUGCACAACAACAUGCAGCUGAAGAGGAAGCUGUCGCUGAGCCCCUGCAGCAGGAAUGUCCCGUCUGCAGCUACAACGAAUGGGACCCUCUUGAGGAGGUGAUCGUGGGGCGAGCUGAGAACGCCCACGUGCCUCCCUUCACCGUGGAAGUGAAAGCUAACACAUAUGAGAAGUACUGGCCCUUCUACCAGACGCAUGGGGGCCAGUCUUUUCCUGCGGACCACUUGAAAAAGGCCGUUUCUGAGAUCGAAGAAAUGUGCAACAUCCUCCGUCACGAGGGCGUUGUCGUGAGGAGGCCAGAACCCCUGGACUGGUCCGUUGAAUACAGAACUCCAGACUUCACAUCAACAGGUAUGUAUGCUGCCAUGCCCAGGGACAUCCUGAUAGUUGUGGGGAAUGAAAUCAUUGAGGCUCCGAUGGCCUGGAGGGCUCGCUUCUUUGAGUAUCGCGCCUACAGACCUUUGAUCAAGGAGUACUUCAGAAGAGGAGCCAAGUGGACCACUGCUCCGAAACCCACCAUGGCGGAUGAACUGUAUGACCAGGACUACCCCAUCCGGACCGUGGAGGACAGGCACAAAUUGGCUGCCCAGGGCAAGUUCGUGACCACAGAACAUGAGCCCUGCUUCGAUGCUGCUGACUUUAUCCGAGCUGGGAGGGACCUUUUCGUCCAGAGGAGUCAGGUUACAAACUACUCGGGAAUCGAGUGGAUGAGGCGUCAUCUGGCUCCAGACUACAAGGUCCACAUCAUCUCAUUCAAGGAUCCGAACCCCAUGCAUAUCGAUGCUACUUUCAACAUCAUCGGCCCCGGGCUGGUGCUGUCCAAUCCUGACCGCCCCUGUCGCCAGGUGGACAUGUUCAAGAAGGCCGGCUGGACGGUGGUGAAACCUCCGACGCCCUUGAUUCCCGAUGACCACCCACUGUGGAUGUCCUCCAAAUGGCUGUCCAUGAACGUCCUGAUGUUGGGCGAGAAACGGGUCAUGGUUGACGCCAACGAAACCUCCAUCCAGAAAAUGUUUGAAAGCCUCGGUAUCAAGACCAUAAAGGUGAACAUUCGCCAUGCCAACUCCCUUGGUGGUGGCUUCCACUGCUGGACAACCGAUGUCCGCCGCCGCGGUACCCUGCAGUCCUACUUCCACUAGCCGUGCCAGAAACAGGCAGUUUUUAUUGAGCUUUGGAAACUAAAGCCUCAAUCCGGAUUCUUAAUUAGCAAUCAAUCUGCGAUGUGCACGCUCGUUAUUAGAAGUGCAUGUGCCGGUUCUUCAGACUUUGUGUGAAUAAGAAUAAUUUGGACGUUGAAGUCUUGAGCUCCUCCGGAUUGUGUCUUAAAUGAACGUUUAGAAGUGAUUUUGAUUCGCUGCCUCUUUGCAAACAGCUUUGUUCAGCGAUAAGUAGCAAAUAUUUGCUCGAUAUCAACAAACAAUCCGUUUACUUCAGUCGGGAAACUCAAUAUAAACUGCAUUUCUGGCCUGGCUACUGCGAAGAUGAAGUCUCAAAGGCUUUCUCACCUACAAGCCGAAGUUUGAGGACAAGGUACAAUUUGGUAUGUGAAUGUCAUGAAACAAGGGUACGGAGGCAAAGAGCUACCUCCUCGUGAACUCUGAGGGUGUUUUUCAUUCAGACCUCGCUCCUCCUGAGAGUUUAUUAAAAAGAAAGGGAGAGAGUUAGACACGUUGGUGAAAAGCACCCUCAAAAACAAUAUUUCUGUCUCGUUCCAAUAUUUCCUUUUUUUAUAAAGUCAUGUAUAAAUCUUUUCGGUACGUCAUGAAACCAUUUUAACAUCUUAUCACUAUUUUGUAAAGUUUUUAAUUGAGUAAACAGGAAAAGUUCUGCUUAUAUUUUUACAAAUCUUUAUUGGAUUUCCCAGGAAUUCAUUUGUUUUAAUUUUAUAUAUUUUCAUACAAAGUGGUCCGUAUCAAAUAUUGUCUACCUUCUGCCUCUGCUGUUUUCUCCUGUUGCACAUCUGGGCCAGUUACAGUCCGCGCUGCUCGUCACGCUAACCACACCUGGACGCUUCAAGAACGAUGUUUCGCUGGAAAAUGUAAUGUCUUAUGAUUCCUCCGCUGCCUUUAGACCGAGAUGUGUUUGACUGCUUUGAUUUAUUUUGUUGUUUUGAAACAAUAAACUUAAAGGAAACGGGAA